Molecule: messenger RNA, 816 nt
Organism: Vigna radiata var. radiata (mung bean)
Lineage: Eukaryota; Viridiplantae; Streptophyta; Magnoliopsida; Fabales; Fabaceae
Exons: 1
Coding region: 139-726 (195 amino acids)
Source: RefSeq, a predicted model, not a curated record
UUCCUUCUAUUUUGUCCUGUUUCCCUUUCGUCUUUCUUUUCUCAGUGUCAGUUUCUUCUUUUACCUAACUCAACUCUCUCUCUCUCUCUCUCUAUCUCUCUCUUCUCUAAUCUUUGAUCCCUUCUUGAUCGAGUCGAUAUGAGUCAACUCGGUCUCAUUUUACAGGAAUCGCUCCGCACAGAGAGAGAAGCAAGAACCAUCCUGGGUAUGUUAACGGACCAAAUGGACGCCGUCGAUGGAGCUCAACGGAGGAGACGCACGUUCAAAGAACGCCUCAGAUUCUCCGGAAUGGGCUGCUGCGGGGCCACCUGGGUUUUCCGACCAACGCUAAGGGACGAAGGAGGACCACCGCCACCACAACCACAAAUACUACAACAAACAAACCCGGGUCAAGAUUCGAACCCGAACAGGCCCGAAUGCGUUGGUCCGAGAGGGUCGGGUUCGGGCAUGAAUCUUGCGGCGGCGCUGGCGGCGGAGAGGCAGCUGCGAGAAUCUGAAGAGGGGAGGAUGUCGUUGAUGCGGCUGUUGGAGGAAAAGGAGGGUGGUGAGGAUGCGGCUGUGGAUAAUGAUUCGGUGUGCUGCGUGUGCAUGGGGAGGAAGAAAGGGGCGGCAUUUAUCCCGUGUGGACACACUUUCUGUAGAGUGUGUUCGAAAGAAAUGUGGUUGAAGAGAGGUACUUGUCCCCUUUGUAACCGUUCCGUUCUCGACAUUCUCCACAUCUUCUGAAACUACUCAUCUUCAUCAUCAUCUUCCAUUUUCUUGGAUUCACCGGAACAUUUUAGAAAAAUAAAAUAAAAAAAAUUAAGUUCAUUUUUA